Jatropha curcas is the source of this 1374-nucleotide messenger RNA. Its product is annotated as WAT1-related protein At4g30420. Gene Ontology annotation, cellular component: membrane. The record is from RefSeq and is a predicted model, not a curated record. Lineage: Eukaryota; Viridiplantae; Streptophyta; Magnoliopsida; Malpighiales; Euphorbiaceae. Gene Ontology annotation, molecular function: transmembrane transporter activity.
GCAAACUGAAUUUCCUAUAUAUUGCUCACACUUCUAAGCGACUGAUUCUCAGGGCCAAAAACAUGGGUGGGUUAGCUAAUUACAAGCCUGAAAUGGUCAUGAUUGGCCUCCAAUUCUGUUAUGCAGCUCUUGCUCUUUUUUCUAGGGUUGCCCUUGUUAAGGGUAUGAGUCCUAGAGUCUUUAUUGUCUAUAGGCAAGCCAUAGCAACUUUUGUAAUUGCACCUUUUGCAUGUUUUUCAAGGAGAAAAUCAGGUGGGACUUCUUUGCCAUUAAAGAGCUUCUCUUUGAUAUGUCUAGCUUCACUUAUAGGUGUAACCAUCAAUCAGAAUGCGUACUUUGAAGGUUUAUAUUUAGCCUCAUCAUCAAUGGCAAGUGCAAUGGGUAAUCUAGUUCCAGCAAUUACAUUCUUAAUGGCAGCCAUUAUGGGAUUAGAGAAGAUCAACAUGAGAUGCCUUAGAAGUGCAGCAAAAGUAAUAGGAACAAUAUUGUGUGUUGGUGGAGCCAUUGUAAUGGUAUUGGUUAGAGGACCAAAAUUACUGAACUCAUCCAUUUUUGAUGGUGAGAAUUGGUUGCUUGGUUGUCUAUAUCUCGUUGGAAGUACUUGCUGCUGGUCUUGUUGGUUGAUUUUGCAGGUUCCAGUUACAGCAAGCUAUCCUGACCACCUAUCUUUAUCAGCUUGGAUGUGUUUUCUAGCAACAAUUCAAUCUGCAAUACUUGCAAUAUUUCUGGAGAGAGACAUUAGUGCAUGGAAACUUCAUUCUUAUUUAGAACUUUCCUGUUGCUUAUUUGCUGGAAUUGUAGCAUCUGCACUCUCCUUCUUUGCUCAAGCAUGGUGCGUUUCACAAAGAGGUCCACUUUUUACUGCAAUGUUUAAUCCUCUGUGCACUGUUAUUGUCACUGUAUUUGCUGCUUUAUUUCUCCAUGAAGAGAUAUAUAUUGGAAGCCUGUUAGGAGGAGUUGGUGUCAUAAUUGGUCUGUACAUUUUGCUUUGGGGAAAGGCCAAAGAUUUUAGAAAGAAUGGUGAAGAAGUAGACCCAAAACUGGGAAUCGAUCAAAUGCAAAAUGCCAAUACGUUAAUAGAUGAAAAAUGUAAAGCUGAUCUUGAAGAACCUCUUUUGUUUGAUGAAUCGUAUUACAUUGAUGAGAAUAGAGUACACAAAUAACAAGCUCUAACCUCUUUCAAUAGAAGAAGAAGAAGAAGAUGAGAAUUGGUUAAUUAUGAAAUUAAUCGAGCCCAAUUUUAGAGUAACAGAAGAUAAGUAGCAGCUUAAUUACUUGAUUUAGUGUUUGUAAAUAUCAAAUUUUUAUUUAUUUUUGCCUCGUUUAAAAUUAGUGUUUAUCUUUUGCUACUUAAAUAUGUUUGUUGUAUUGCAA